AUGGCACAGAACAAAGCUUUCGGGAAAUGGUCCGCGUUGUUCGACAACGAAGAAUUCUGCAGCAUCUUUGAUCUUUCGGAUUCCAGCAUAGAUGCUUCCGCUGACACCCCCUCGCUACGAGCGGAGAGCAAACAUCCAUCUCGGCCCUUAUCUGAGCGAAUUAAUUCCUUCACGAGUGAAGAUUCAUUUAAUGUGAGUUAUGCAAUCGAAAUGUACGACCCUGAAAGUAAAAACGAAACCCAUGAUUUGAGUUCAUCCAAAUUACACUUUGACGAUAAUUUCCUGGACAAUGAAAGCAUCAAAAUACACUCGUUCACAAUAGGAAAAAGCGACAGUAGCUACUCAGUUCACAGCGAAAAUUCAAAAUCAGAACAUGCAUCAGAAGAAGAAAAUUGCGAUGACAACGGAGCCCGCGACAAUCACUCGAGUGACAAAACGAGCAAUCAUUUGGAUCGACCUACAAGUGAAACCCAGUUUACAACUCCAAUUAAACCGAUUUCCAAAACGAAGCUUCAUGAAUCAAUUCGUUCUACGUUUUCACACGUGACCAAAUCACUUCAGAAGUCAGUUGGAAAGAACCGAAACUUCAGCGUGAAAACUUUUCAUGACCAAAAUAGUCCGGUAAAGUCAAAAUCGGAGAACUCGGACUGGAGCUCAUCGUUAAUGGCCACAUUAAACCAUAAUGAAGGUUUCAGACUGUUUCAAAAGCAUUUAGAAAACGAGCUCUCAACUGAGAAUCUAAACUUCUGGCUGGACUGUCAAAAAUUGAAACAGCUUCAUGGAAAAAUGUUUGUAAAACGCGUAAUCGAAAUGUAUGGGAUCUAUUUUAGCGACGACUCGCCUAUGGAGCUGAAUGUGGACAUUAAAAUUAAACUUGAAGUUGCAAACUCCAUAAUCAGAAAACCCAACCGAAAGUGCUUUGACAGGGCUCUGGACCACGUGAUCAAAUUAAUGGAGCGGGAUUCUUUUCCGCGGUUCCAAGCGACUCUUACAGACAACAAGCUGUUCAACCAGACAUCAAACGAACCAUUUUGA
Molecule: messenger RNA, 1035 nt
Organism: Symsagittifera roscoffensis
Lineage: Eukaryota; Metazoa; Xenacoelomorpha; Acoela; Convolutidae
Product: regulator of G-protein signaling rgs-7-like
Exons: 1
Coding region: 1-1035 (344 amino acids)
Source: RefSeq, a predicted model, not a curated record